AUGUCUGUCCCACGUAUCCCACACAUCCCUGAUGAGCUGCAGAAGGGUGUCAGUGUUGUCGUUGAGACGAAGUUCGGUCCCGUCAAGGGUGGCAGAACUACAAACGGUGCUUCAGUGUUCUUAGAGGUGCCCUAUGCGUUGCCACCUGUUCGCUUUCAGGACCCAAAGCCUCUACCUCCUGACUAUCGAUACGAAGACAAGGAUUACAUUUAUGAGACUAAGCACUGCGUUCAGCCCUCGAAUGAUGGACAGGGUGCAGGCACAGCACCAGUGGAUCGUAAGGGCUACGGAGAGCCAUCAGAAGACCCCCUGUUUGUCAAUAUUGCGUGUCAUUCAUCAUCGAAACCUGGAGCGAAUCUGCCAGUCAAAGUAUACAUUCACGGAGGAUUUCUUCAGUUUGGUUCACCCCAUGGCUUGAGCUCCCAGUCCCAAUACGUGGCCGAGUUAAGGAAGGAAAUUCAUGUCAACAUCGGCUAUAGGCUCUCAGUGCUUGGUUUUCUUGCGUGCGACGAGCCCAAGAUAGACGGAAACUUUGGCUUCAAAGAUCAAUGGUUAGCGCUUCAGUGGAUUUCGGAGAAUAUUGCAUCAUUUGGAGGUGACCCGAGUAAUAUCCAACUUUCUGGGCUGUCUGCUGGUGCCCAUGCCGUACACCAAAUCUUGCACCACCUUUCGCACCUGCCCCCAGGGCAGAACUCUCCGUUCCGUUCUGCUCAUUUGCAAUCAAACGCAAUCAUGACUAUCCCUAAAACCCCGUUGGAACUGAGGCAGUCCUUCCAAGCCCUUUGCCGCACCCUCGGUCUCGAUCCUAAUGCCCCCGAUGUUUUGGAGACUCUGAGAGACCCUGCCAAAGUUCCUAUCAAAGCCAUGAUGAAGGUAAUAGAGACAGAUGAAGUUGGUGUCGAGCACGGCACGUACCGAGGAUGUCUUGAUGGCAAUUGGAUCCCUACUACACCCGAUCCAAUGACUUGGCAACGGUCGGGAGGCCUUGCUCGUGCUCUGCGCGAGAAAGGAGUCAAGACCAUUUCUAUUGGCGAUCUGAGCGAGGAGUGGUACCUUUACGCGAUCGCGCACCCGGUUAAAGGUCCACAGGAUGUGUACCCUAACGUCUUGCGGUACUUCCCACGUCCCGUCGUUGAGAAGCUUGUGAACAUGUACCGGACGCUCCCGAGUACAGCAACUGUUGAAGAAUCGAUGAGGCACAUGGGAGAUAUUCUAAGUGAUGGACAGGUGCACAUCCCCGUGAGGAUGUUUGCAAGAGAUUUCCAACAAGCGGGGUUCCCAAUUCUCAGAUAUGCGAUCCGCUGGACUCCAGAACAACUGCGUCCAAAAGGGUUGGUCACGCAUGGAACUGACCGCUGCUUCUGGGCUCUCCGUAUUCCGAGCAUGAAUUAUCCACAGACGAAGAAGGCAAUUGAAUGGCUUGAUGCAUUCGACAAGGAGAUCGCCGCCCUCGAGCAACAGGGCAAGCCAAUUCAUAAGCUUGACGAAGCUCUGACCCUGCAGGAAGACCAAAGCAUCGUGUGGGCAGAAGACAAGAGAUGGGCCGAGUUAAUGAACAUUGCAAAGAUAUUGCCUGGUGAAUCCUAA
Molecule: messenger RNA, 1587 nt
Organism: Suillus subaureus
Lineage: Eukaryota; Fungi; Basidiomycota; Agaricomycetes; Boletales; Suillaceae
Product: Alpha/Beta hydrolase protein
Exons: 9
Coding region: 1-1587 (528 amino acids)
Source: RefSeq, a predicted model, not a curated record